Entamoeba histolytica HM-1:IMSS is the source of this 2169-nucleotide messenger RNA. RefSeq lists its product as uncharacterized. The transcript has a single exon. Bases 1 to 2169 code for a protein of 722 amino acids. Gene Ontology annotation, molecular function: syntaxin binding. Gene Ontology annotation, cellular component: GARP complex. Gene Ontology annotation, biological process: retrograde transport, endosome to Golgi; Golgi to vacuole transport; endocytic recycling. NCBI's taxonomy places the organism in Eukaryota, Evosea, Mastigamoebida, Endamoebidae. The record is from RefSeq and is a predicted model, not a curated record.
AUGGAUAGUGAAAGUAUUGAGUCUAUUGAAAAUUUUAAAGAAUUUAAACCUAUAUUACAACAACAAAUUCUUGAUAAAGAAUUAAAAUUUAUGGAAGAGGUAAGACAAAAUCAUGAAGCAUUUAAAGAUCUUGAUUCCAAUUUAUCAUUUCUUAUUGAAUGUGUUGAUUCACUUAAAAAACGAGUUGUUGAAUUAUCAAAUGAAUUAAAUCAAACAUUUACAGGAUUUCAAAAUCUUCAUGGAGAAGCAAAGAAAAUUAAUCAAUUAGUUGAACAAGACAAACAUGCACAUAUGUUAAUUUGUUCAUUAUUAACUAAAUGUAUUCCACCACCUGAAUUAAUUCAAAGAUUAUUAACUACUCCUGUUGAUGAAAAAUAUGGAAGAGAUUUAACACUAUAUCAUCAAAUAUUAGUUAGUUUUGAAGAUAUGAAAGAAUUAUAUAAAGAAUCACCUAUUAUUAAAUUAUGUAAAGAAUAUCAUAAACAUACAACACAAAUUAUUUGUCAAAGAAUUUAUGAAGUUAUUUCAGAUAAACUUAAUAAAUUAUCACAAUCAAAUCCAAUUAUUCUUCAACAUUUAUUAGCAAAUAAUUAUUCUAUUCAUUUUAGAUUUUUAAUGUAUUAUUCAGAAGAAAAUUGUGUUUUAUUAAGAAAUAAUCAUAUGGAAACAAUGAAAAUUUUAUUACUUCAAUAUUUUCAAUGUUAUACAGAAGAAUUACUUAAAUUAAAAUCAAAUAAACCAAUUUCAAAAACAUUUGAAUUGAUUGAAUAUUUACCUAAAGAAAAAAAGUUUAAUCCAUGUACUGAAAAAGAAAAAGAUGUUAUUGGAGCACUUAAUAAAAUUAAAACACGAAUUGAUAUUCAAAGAAAUAUUUCAAAUCUUGAUGAUCAAAUAAUAAUUCCUGCUAUUCAAAAUGAUACUAAAGAUAAUAAAUUUGAACUUGAAACAAUUAUUGAUAGUUUAUAUCGUGUUUUAUUUGAUACAAUUGCUAGUCAUGUUGAUUGUUAUUGUAGAUUAUAUCGGAAAUUAAAUAUUGAUAAUUCUCAAAUGAUAAAUGAAGUAAAUGAUAUGGUUAAAAUAGUAUUUGAACCAAUUUUUCAAUAUUUAAUGCAAACAAUUAUUGAACGAUUAAUUAUUUAUCAAAACCUUGAUAGUUUUUCUUAUUUCAUUUAUUUAAGAGAAUUUGUUAAUUGUCAAAAUUUUAUUGAUAAAAAUUAUAAUAUUUUAAAUGGUGUAAUACCUUUAAGAGAACAUCUUAAUACUGUUACUCAAUUAGUUAUUACAAAAGUAAAUUUCUUAUUAAAUAAUACAAUUAUAUUUGUACAAAAUGCUUCUAAUCAACCUAAAAAAGAAAAAAGUCCUAUUCAUUUAUUAACAAGAAAAUAUGCACAAUAUAAUGCUUUAUUACAUUAUGCUCAUGUAAUUCAUUAUUAUCAAGAUUUAGAAGAAUUACAAUGGAAAUUUAGAACAAGUAUUGAAUCAUAUAUUGUUAAAACAUCUGCAUUUGAAAAUAAUAAUGCUGAAAUUAAUACUGUUUUUAAUGAAUUUCUUAAUAUUGUUUAUAUUACUUGUUUCUUAAAAGAACAAGAUGAACAAUUUAUGAAAUCACAAAAAGAUAUUCAUGACUUAUCUAUCAAAGAAAAACAAACAAUGAAUGUUGAUAUUUUUAAUUUUCAACAUAAUUUAGAAAUGAAACGUGAAACAUUAGGUAAUCUCCUUGUUGAAAAAUUCUUUUUCUUUCUUCUUGAAACAAUUAAUAGAGUAAAAUCAUUUGAAUAUAAGAAAGAUCAACAUGGUGUAAAUGAAACUGAAUUAACUCAAUUCAUUGACCAUUUAAGAGGAUUUGUUCCAACAUUUAAACAAAAAUGGAUUAUUAAAUUAAAAGAAAUGAUGUUAUUUACUGUUGAAAUAAGUGAAAUUAAAGAUAAAACUAUUGAAUAUUGGAAUGAUGUAGAAAAAGAAAUUCAUACUGAAUUACAACGAUAUGUUUUAAAAUACUUUUUAACUUUAUGUGAAGAUUUUGAUAAAAAAUUAAAAGGAGAUUUAAUUCCAUCUGAAAAUCGUUUGGAAUUAGUUCGUGGAUUUACAACAUUUGCUGCAAUUUAUGCUGAAGUUACAAAAUAUAUGGAAGCAAUUCAAAAAGGAAUUUCAUUUUCUUCAAUUAAAUAA